AUGCUAGAUUCACUACUACUAACUGACGAAGACGACACUGAUUCCGAAUCACCCAUGGAUACGGAAUCAUCCAUCCCACCGAUCAAUCCAUACCUAGGCGCGCAAGACCCCACCGAAGCAGCCCUUGAAGCCCGAGAAACCCAUAAAUACCUCCUCGCCAAAUCCUACUUCGACACUCGGGAGUACGACCGCUGUGCUGCCGUAUUCCUUCCCCCUACUACAUCCCCAGUUCCUCUCACCGUUGCCUCGCCAAAUCCCAAAUCCAGACAAUCCCGGACAUCGCUCAAGAGCAAAGAAAAGUCCUCUCCGUUCACGCCCUCCAAAAAUCAGCCCCGCCAAAAUCCCUAUCCAAAUCUCAGUCAAAAAUCGCUAUUCCUUGCGCUUUAUGCGAAGUUCAUUGCAGGAGAGAAGCGUAAAGAUGAGGAAACAGAAAUGGUCCUAGGUCCGGCCGAUGGGGGAAUGGCUGUUAAUCGAGAAUUACCAGAUCUUGCCCGAGGCCUAGAGGGGUGGCUGAUGGAUCGCAGCGCAAAAGGUCUUGAAGAGCAGGGACAAGGAUGGCUAGAGUAUCUAUAUGCCGUUGUCCUGCUCAAAGGACGAAAUGAGGAUCUGGCGAAGAAAUGGCUUAUCAAAAGUGUGCAUCGCAAUCCCUUCCAUUGGGGUGCAUGGCAAGAACUUGGGGAUCUAUUGGCAAACAAUGAAGAUGUGAGCCGGUCCGCGGCAUCAGUGACAUUUAAUAUUCAUACUAAUUUUUGCUCGCAGCUUAAACAAAUUGUCGACCGUUUACCCAGAAAUGUCAUGACCUUAAUCUUCCACACCUACAGCAGCCAGGAACUCUACCAAACAACACCAGAAACCUACAGAGAUCUCCAUCAGUUACAGGCCCUAUUUCCCACCAAUGCAUUCCUCCAAACCCAAGAAGCUCUCCUAUAUUACCAUGAUAAAGACAGUCUUGAUCACUACUCCAAUAUCCUAUAUGUCAUGGGUGCCCGACCACAGCUCGCUUUCGUGGCUCAAAUCGCGACCGCCACUGACAAAUUUCGACCGGAAACCUGCUGUGUAGUAGGCAACUACUAUUCCUUGAAGUCCGAACACGAAAAAGCAGUCAUGUAUUUCCGACGCGCCCUAACACUAGACCGCAAUUUUUUGUCCGCCUGGACCCUAAUGGGACACGAGUACAUUGAAAUGAAAAACACCCAUACCGCCAUCGAAUCAUACCGCCGUGCUGUCGACGUGAACCGCAAAGAUUAUCGUGCCUGGUACGGUCUAGGCCAAGCGUAUGAAGUUCUUGAUAUGUCAUUCUACGCACUCUUCUACUACCAACGAGCCGCGGCUUUACAGCCAUAUGACCCUAAGAUGUGGCAAGCAGUCGGUUCUUGCUAUGCAAAAAUGGGUCGUGUCGAACAAAGUAUUCAAGCUCUUAAGCGCGCGCUUGCUGCGGGCGCAUACAAUGCAGACGGCGGACAAGCAGUUGGUGCAAGUCCUGGCUCUGGUACUCGGAAGAUUCUCGAUAUCGAAACAUUACAUCAAAUUGCAACUCUCUACGAGCGUCUUGGUGAUGAAGAAGAAGCAUCUGCGUAUAUGGAGUUGACUCUUCAGCAAGAAUCUGGAGGUGCACCUGUUAAUGAAGAAGUUAACUCGGAUGAGGAUGAAUACUCCUCUGCAUCUGAGAAUGCAGCCCACAGUGACGACGAAGCCAAUCACUCCGAUGACGAUGGAGAUACGCGCCAAGGUCGUCGCCGCAAGCCCCGCCCGAGGACAUCAUCUUUUGGGAUGCAGAAUGAUGACUCCAGCGCUAGUGAAACAUGGCAUCAUGGUACAGGUCCUACUGCUACCACGUCUAGGGCGCGGCUGUGGUUGGCACAAUAUGCUUUACGGCAGGGCGAUUUAGAUCGCGCGGAUCAGUUAGCGGGAGAGUUAUGUCAGGACGGGUUUGAGGUUGAAGAGGCGCGGGCGCUCAUGAGUGAUGUUCGAGCUAGGAGGGAGGGCGGGGGUUAA
Messenger RNA from Penicillium angulare, 1995 nucleotides. Its product is annotated as anaphase promoting complex subunit CDC23. Gene Ontology annotation, biological process: cell division. The transcript is spliced from 2 exons. Gene Ontology annotation, cellular component: anaphase-promoting complex. Bases 1 to 1995 code for a protein of 664 amino acids. Gene Ontology annotation, molecular function: protein binding. NCBI's taxonomy places the organism in Eukaryota, Fungi, Ascomycota, Eurotiomycetes, Eurotiales, Aspergillaceae. The record is from RefSeq and is a predicted model, not a curated record.